Molecule: messenger RNA, 1842 nt
Organism: Nelumbo nucifera (sacred lotus)
Lineage: Eukaryota; Viridiplantae; Streptophyta; Magnoliopsida; Proteales; Nelumbonaceae
Product: putative nucleoredoxin 1
Molecular function (GO): thioredoxin-disulfide reductase (NADPH) activity
Source: RefSeq, a predicted model, not a curated record
UCCUGCAGCAAAAGCAAAGAAACUUCUCAGCUUCUCUACCUAUAAACAAGAAAGAGACUCUACCCUUGGUGAAAACAAACAAACUUGAAAGUCUGAAACAACGCAAGGAGCACGGAUGGCUAAAGGCGAUUCUCAUGAUCUGAGUUCCCUUCUCAGCACUGGAGAGAGGGAUUUCCUCGUGCAUAACAACGGCCACCAGAUCAAAAUCGAUAGUCUCACCGGAAAAACCGUGGGGCUUUAUUUCUCCGGCUCAUGGUGCGGUCCAUGCCGACGGUUUACCCCAAUCUUAGCAGAGGUGUACCAAGAGCUCUCCUCGAAAGGCGAUUUCGAGGUCGUCUUCGUUUCUUCCGACAGAGACGAUGAUUCGUUCGGCAAGUACUUCUCCGAAAUGCCGUGGCUCGCCAUUCCUUUUGCGGAUUCGGGUGCCCGUCAACGCCUUAAAGAAUUGUUCCAGGUGAGGGGGAUUCCGAACCUUGUGGUCCUUGAUGGAACCGGAAAAGUUUUGAGCGAACGCGCCGUCCAGAUUGUCCGAGACUAUGGUGCAGAAGCUUAUCCCUUUACACCGGAAAGGAUCAAGCUGUUGAAAGAGGAAGAAGAAGCAGCCAAGCAGAAUCAGACCUUGCGCUCCAUUUUGGCUUCCAGUUCCCGCGAUUUUGUGAUUUCCAACGACGGAAACAAGACACCCAUAUCGGAGCUUGAAGGAAAGAUGGUGGGUCUAUAUUUCUCGGUUGGUUCACAUCCUGCAUGCCUCGAAUUUACUGCAAAACUCGUUCAAAUUUACAGGGAACUUAAGGAGAAUGGAGAGGCUUUUGAGGUGGUUUUGAUCUCCCUAGGUUACGAAGAGGAAUCCUUCAGACAAGACUUUGAGAGCAUGCCAUGGUUCGCCUUGCCAUUUAAGGACAAGCUGUGCGAAAAGCUAAUCCGAUACUUCGAGCUUCGAGCUCUUCCGACCCUGGUGAUAGUUGGGCCUGAUGGAAAAACUAUCAAUUCCAACGUUGCCGAACUGGUCGAAGAUCACGGUAUUCUAGCUUACCCCUUCUCGCCGGAAAAGUUGGAAGAGCUUGCGGAGAUAGAGAGGGCAAAACGGGAAGCUCAGACUCUGGAGUCAAUUUUGGUCUCUGGUGAUCGAGACUUUGUGAUCGGAAAAGGUGAUGCUAAGGUUCAGGUGUCCCAACUUGUUGGGAAGAACAUUCUCCUCUACUUCUCGGCACACUGGUGCCCUCCUUGUCGCGCAUUCCUACCAAAGCUUAUCGAGGCAUACCAUGAAAUCAAAGCCAAAGAUGAUGCAUUUGAAGUAAUUUUCAUAUCCAGUGAUCGUGACCAGAAGUCGUUCGACGAUUUCUAUUCUGGCAUGCCGUGGUUGGCACUCCCUUAUGGUGAUGAGAGAAAGCAGUCUCUGUCUCGCUGGUUCAAGAUCGAGGGUAUUCCUACUGUCAUAGCCAUCGGCCCCAGUGGCCGGACCGUCACCAUGGAUGCGAGAGCUCUUCUGAUGACUCACGGCGCAGCUGCCUAUCCCUUCACUGAUGAGCAUGUGAAGCAGAUAGAGGAACGACUCGAAGCAGCAAAGAAGGACGGGUGGGUCUGUGACGGAGAGGUUUGCCGUAAAGCUUGAGUUAGUUCGUUCCCUCUUGGCGUUGUCUAACCCUGUCAUGUUACCAUGUGGAGUGUGAAAAAAAAUAAGUAACGAGGGAGGUGUUGACCGAUGAGGCUAUGGUUUUAGCUUUUAGGGAAGAUUUCUCAUUUCUAUGCGUAUGUCUAAUCUUCUUCUGAAUUCUGAUGGAAGUUAAAUCCAAGAAUGUUUGCUCGUGCUAUAAAAUAAAUGAAAUAAUCUUUUAAACAAUA